Messenger RNA from Syngnathus acus (greater pipefish), 2201 nucleotides. RefSeq names its product sec1 family domain containing 1 (gene scfd1). The coding region runs from base 66 to 1964 and encodes 632 amino acids. Gene Ontology annotation, cellular component: Golgi membrane; cytosol. The record is from RefSeq and is a predicted model, not a curated record. Gene Ontology annotation, biological process: endoplasmic reticulum to Golgi vesicle-mediated transport; intracellular protein transport. Gene Ontology annotation, molecular function: syntaxin binding. The transcript is spliced from 25 exons. Lineage: Eukaryota; Metazoa; Chordata; Actinopteri; Syngnathiformes; Syngnathidae.
CGCCUCCUCCUAUUAAUGCCUCUUUGUGCUGAUAGACACGUCAUCGACAUUCCACAACAUCCAAGAUGGCGGCAUCGGUGCGCGACAAGCAGACAGUGGCUCUGAGGCGCAUGUUGAACUUCAACACUCCUCCCGUGAAGAACGCCACAUCCGAGCCAGUAUGGAAGGUGCUGAUCUACGACCGCUUCGGCCAGGACAUAAUCUCACCUCUGCUGUCUGUCAAAGAGCUGCGGGACAUGGGCGUCACCCUGCACCUCUUGCUCCACUCGGACCGAGAUCCCAUUCCCGACGUGCCGGCCAUCUACUUUGUCAUGCCCUCGGAGGAGAACGUCGACAGAAUGUGUCAGGACCUGAGGAACCAGCUGUACGAAUCGUACUACCUGAACUUCAUCUCGGCCAUCAGCCGAAGCAAACUGGAGGACAUCGCCGGUGCUGCCUUGGCCGCUAAUGCCGUCAGCCAGAUCACCAAGGUUUACGACCAGUACCUGAACUUCAUCACGCUCGAGGACGACAUGUUUGUCCUGUGCCAUCAAAACAAGGAGCUCAUCUCGUAUCACGCUAUCAACCGGGCGGACGCACAGGAUGCCGACAUAGAGGCCAUCAUGGACACCAUCGUGGAUAGCCUCUUCUGCUUCUUCGUCACCCUUGGCGCUGUGCCUGUCAUCCGGUGUCCCCGUGGCAACGCGGCCGAGAUGGUUGCCGUGAAGCUGGACAAGAAGCUGCGUGAAAACCUCCGCGACGCCAGGAACAGCCUGUUCACGGGAGACAACAUGGCCGCCGGGCAGUUCAGCUUCCAGAGGCCGCUGUUCGUCCUGGCUGACCGCAACAUGGACAUGGCCACACCCCUUCACCACACAUGGACAUAUCAGGCGCUCAUCCAUGACGUCAUGGAUUUCCACCUCAACUGGGUGGUGCUGGAGGAGGGCGCGGUGGCCGAGGCGUCCUCCGCCGGUGCCAGACCCAAAAAGAAGAGCCGCCGCACGUACGACCUGACGCCCGCCGACAAGUUCUGGCAAAAGCACAAGGGCAGUCCCUUCCCGGAGGUGGCCGAGUCAGUCCAGGAGGAGCUGGACGCGUACCGGGCGCAGGAGGACGAGGUCAAACAUCUGAAGAGCAUCAUGGGCCUGGAGGGCGAGGACGAGGGCGCCAUCAGCAUGCUGUCCGACAACACCGCCAAGCUCACGUCGGCCGUCAGUUCUCUGCCCGAGCUGCUGGAGAAGAAACGCCUGAUUGAUCUGCACACCAACGUGGCCACGGCCGUGCUGGACCACAUCAAGAGCCGAAAAUUGGAUGUUUAUUUCGAGUAUGAAGAAAAACUGAUGAGCAAGUCGACUUUGGACAAAUCUCUCCUGGACAUCAUCAGUGACCCGGAUGCGGGGACUCCGGAAGACAAGAUGCGACUCUUCCUCAUCUUCUUCAUCACAGCUCAGCAGCCUCCUUCCGAGUCUGACGUGGAGCAGUACAAAAGGGCCAUGCUGGAUGCUGGCUGUGACCUGUCGCCCCUCACCUACAUCAAACAGUGGAAGGCCUUCACCAAGAUGUCCGCCACCCCCGCCAACUACGGCAACAGCGGAGUCAAGCCCAUGGGACUCUUCUCACGAGUGAUGAAUAGCGGCUCUCAGCUGGUGAUGGAGGGAGUGAAGAACUUGGUGCUCAAGCAGCACAACCUCCCGGUGACGCGAGUCCUCGACAACCUGAUGGAGAUGAAGUCGCACGCUGAAACGGACGACUAUCGCUACUUUGACCCAAAGAUGCUGCGUGGCAGCGAAAGCUCCAUUCCCAGGAACAAGAACCCUUUCCAGGAGGCCAUCGUCUUUGUGGUGGGUGGCGGAAACUACAUUGAGUACCAGAACUUGGUGGACUACGCCAGGUCAAAAACAGGCAAGAAGAUCCUUUACGGCUGCAGUGAGCUGUUCAACGCGUCGCAGUUCCUCAAACAGCUCUCCCAGUUGGGCCAAAAAUGAGGUGGCAGACCCCAAAGAACAUUUUAGCCUGUGAGCAGAAGUGCUUGGGAUGGAUGAGCGCAUCAAUUGCUGUUGACUGGGUGGAUGUUGUCCAGCAGCAUCAAUACAAAAGAACUUGACCAACCCCCUUUUUUAAAGUGUGUUGCUUUUGGAAGAUGUAUCUGAGGAAACCCUGUCUGUCAAUCACCCCAUAAAUCAAUAUGUAGAAUAAAAAUCGUCGAGCCUCAUCAAGUCCAA